UUUCAAAAUGGCGCCUGUAAUAUGACGAUGCAGGCAAAUGCUGCUGUGAUCAAUAAUUCCUCUUUUCGAAACUCGAACGGUUUCUCGUACUGUUUUUUUUUAAAUUCUGACAUGCUAAUUGUAUAUGUAGAUGUAGGUGUAUCAAUUUUUUACCCGCAGUGUUGAAUAUAGGAAUAACAUGACAUGUUUUUGCAACUAACACCUGCCUUGGCAGACUGGCUGUUGUGCCCCCAGUUGUCUACACAAUGGAAGAAAAGGCAACAAUGUCAACAGGCAAACCGAAAUCCAAAAAAGAGGAGGAGAUUGUACAUGAGGGAGGAGGAGAUAAUGUUGAGGAAGAAGAGGAAGAAGAAGAGGAGUACACUGUAGAGAAGGUGUUAGACUCCAGGAUGAAGGGAGGUCGCAAGGAGUACUUUCUGAAAUGGAAAGGCUAUCCUGAUUCAGAAAAUACCUGGGAACCUGAAGCAAAUUUAGAUUGUCCAGACUUAAUAGCAGAUUUUGAGGACAAGAAGAAAAAGAAGGAACUGGAAAAGAAAAGGAAACCACAAAAUGGAACAGAUGAUGGUGCAGCUAAAAAGAAGAAAAAAGUGUCGGAGGUUAAAACAACAGAAGAAGAUAACAAACCUAGAGGUUUUGAUCGAGGGUUGUUGCCAGAAAGAAUCAUUGGUGCCACAGACAGUUCAGGAGAACUCAUGUUUUUAAUGAAGUGGAAAGACAGUGAUGAGGCAGAUUUAGUUCCCGCCAGGCAAGCCAACGUUAAGUGUCCACAAAUAGUUAUUGCAUUUUAUGAGGAACGACUCACGUGGCACACCCAUAAUGACAAUGAGGAGGACGAAAGCAAGGAGGAUUUAUAAAACAACAGACUGUAAAGGGGCAGUUUAAGUAGACCAGUGAUGAUGUUGGAUCUCGGUCAAUAUCCCAUGCCAUUAUGUUCUGGGAUGACCUCUUUUUCUGAUGCAAAUACACACUUUAAUAUUGCACAUUAGAUUCAGAUCAGAGCCUCCUGUAGAGAGUGCUGCUGUUGGUUGUAUUGCAGCAGUUUCAGCCCCUUGUUGAUUUUUUUUAUGAACAGAAUGUCAUUUUGUCGUCAUGGUCAUCAGCAGACAGACUACAGUAAUCAUUCACAUUGUUUCAUGCGUGUUCAUUUUCAUGGUGCUCAUCUGUCAUUCGAAUGUCACAAAAAAAGUACUCUCGAGUUGUUGCAAUCUCUGUACAUGUAGUAGUGUUCAUUGUUGUUGUGCAAGGAUGUUAUCUUCCAUCCUUUUAAUAUUUAAAAGUACAUAUAUGUACAACAAGCUUCUCAUGUCAUUUAAACAUGUUUGAUAUGGGGGGGGGGGGAGGGGAUACUUGUGUGUGUGACACAAGUUUCCUUUUUUAUAUAUAGUCGACUGGAGGUUGAUGUGAAAUGUUUAGUUUUUUUGUUGUUUUUUUUUUAUUAUUUUGCUGCUGCAAUGAUUAUCUGUAGAAUGAUGACUUCUGUGAAAAGUGUUUUUUUUUGUAAUUAGCCUGCCAGAAUUGAAUAUUUAAGCAUUGCUCACUAUUAAGAUAGGGUCUGCAUUAAAUAGUUUCACUAUGAAGGUAAUAUACAUUUAUUUUGGAUUAUGAGGAUUUUACAAAGUAAAUCAUAGGGGUUUGUUUUUUUCUGUUGACCCUCUGAUAAAUUGCAUUCCCUAGUACUAUUUCAAUAGCAAGUAAUGUUCGUAAAUAUUUUUUUGUUGUGCAAGUUUGCAAUGAAAAGGGUUUCAUUAUAUUUGUAUGCAUGUCGGUACAAAGUAUAUCACAUCUUUGAAAGUGCAGUUGUUAAUAAACAAUGUUGUGUUAAACACACCACAAAUUGGAUACCUUUGGAAAUUCAUUGGCAGGUACAAUUCUGAUUCUCGUAUAACAUUUGGUCAUGUUUGUACAUGAACUACAAGAGUUCCAAGUACAUUAAAUUUUGGCAUUUCCUAUUGUAGAGUUUCCUUGUCAGGUAUUUUUACAAAGUUUUAAUAAAGAAUAUCGAAUAUCA
Messenger RNA from Ostrea edulis (European flat oyster), 2008 nucleotides. RefSeq names its product chromobox protein homolog 1-like. Gene Ontology annotation, biological process: chromatin organization; negative regulation of transcription by RNA polymerase II. Gene Ontology annotation, cellular component: nucleus; pericentric heterochromatin. The record is from RefSeq and is a predicted model, not a curated record. The transcript is spliced from 6 exons. The coding region runs from base 246 to 854 and encodes 202 amino acids. Gene Ontology annotation, molecular function: chromatin binding. Lineage: Eukaryota; Metazoa; Mollusca; Bivalvia; Ostreida; Ostreidae.